Daphnia carinata is the source of this 5609-nucleotide messenger RNA. Its product is annotated as telomere-associated protein RIF1-like. Lineage: Eukaryota; Metazoa; Arthropoda; Branchiopoda; Diplostraca; Daphniidae. The record is from RefSeq and is a predicted model, not a curated record. Gene Ontology annotation, biological process: telomere maintenance. Bases 245 to 5494 code for a protein of 1749 amino acids. Gene Ontology annotation, cellular component: nucleus. The transcript is spliced from 13 exons.
UCUGUGUUGUGAUUCCCGCCUUCACGAACGAAGGAACUCCUAUCUUAAGUCGUGUAAUAAAUACAUCGCACAAUAACUCCGUCGGCACGAAUGUGACAACCUACCUGAGAUCUAUGCGGUAUUUAGACAAAAAUCCUGUUUUUGAAGUGUUAACGUACAGAUAACUAGAACAUUAACAACAAAGUGUGCAAGUCGUAAGAAAGACGACUUUUCUUUUAAUACAUCUUUAACCCUUGCCUAUAAGAUGGCUGUGGUUAAAUCUCCAACAAAGGUUGCAAUGGCAUCACUUAUGAAAAGUGUUUCAGAUCUGAAAAACGAAAAGAACCCUAAAUCCCAUUUAACAAUUUAUGAAACACUGACACAGUUGGGAGCCAAGAGCUCCUUUCUUAAAGAUGAAACAUGCAAUGAUAUCCUUCAUUCUGUUGCCAUACCUGUUACACUUCAGGAUAUCUCAACUGGAAAUGAUAACUUGGUGUUGGCUGCACUAGGUUUUUUGGGAGGUUUGCUGCAAGUAGUUAAAUUGCCCUUGGAAAAGCAGGCAUUAGUCAUUGAAGUGCUAACGAAAAAACUUUGCAAAGUUUCUGAAAAAAACCUAUCAAGAAAGUUAAUGUGGAGCCUUGCCAACCUUCAAUUUGAUGUCCAGCUUCAAGAAUCCCAUUUGAAAAAAAUGCUUCAGGCAGCUUGUUUAUUUCUAGAAGACAAUCCCCCUGUUACAUCAUUGAGCACAGUUUGUGAAUCUUUAAAUGCCCUACGAAACAUAGGCUUGAGAAACGAAGGAUUUUUUUCAAGAAACUUGACUACAGUGCUUUCGGCAGCCCUUCCAUGGCUAUUUAAUGAAGCUGAUCGUAUUCGGGAACUUUCGCUUGCAUGCCUUGAGCCAUUCACAGCCAGCAUAGCAAAAAGAAAACUUCUUGAUUCGUCAUUUCAAACCCUCCUAAGGAACAAGUAUUAUGGUGUUCUGUCGCAACUAGUCUCAGGCGAGUCUGCCGAUAGCCUGAAAAUCUGGAGUUUCCUCAUACAAGCUUUUGGCACUCAGUUACACGAUUCGGUUACAUUACUGAAUGAACUGCUUAAAAUAGAAGAAAGUGCUUUGAAAUGUAAAAACCCAGUAUAUCGACAGUGCGCACUGGAACAUUGGAAGUAUAUAAUCGAUUGCUUCGCACUGAAUCCCGCUGUCCUGAACAACUCCAAGAGAAUAAAACUCGUUUUGGUGCCGUUAAAAUCUACGGAUACCCGCACUGUAGAUUUCUCUAUAACAAAAAUAGAACUUUGGUGGCAUUUGCUGAAUAGACUGGGACCUGACGCUACUCUUCGCUUUCAAGAAGUGACAUUGCCUCUUCUCCACUUCUGCUUUGGCGUUCAGGAUGGAAAACAAACAACUAAAGGAACGGCCUUCGUCUUUACUAACAUUUUACCACUGGCAACUACCGUUUUAGCUGGAAUUCUCUCACUUGAAACCGAAUUCAAAAGUCCGGCAAUUGGUAAUGUGGAACUGCUCCGUUCAUAUCCUUUUCUCAAUUCCGAAGAUUUCUGCGCAAAUGUCGAGAGUUUCAGUCAAUGGGUGCUGCUUACAUUAAACCUGAAACCAAAGACUGAUAACACAGCCGGAGUUUACGGAAAAGCUAUAAAAAGUAUUAUCGAACGGUGUAGCUCCACGGAUCAAAGGGAACAAUUGAAGGUGUUCAUCUUGUCUCUUGUGGAAACAAUCACCUCCAAACCAGUGUUAAUGGAGGUGGUCUUCGACGUGAUUACGGCCGCCUUCAGCUUUUCCCUUCUCACAGAACUUAUGACGGAAAAUAUGGAUGUUCUGUUACAUUGGUUCGUUGAAAAUGAGCCUCUUCCUGCGCACCCAUUUGUUCGUUUUCUCACGCAGUUCUUCGAAGCUGGUAUUAUUUGGAACGUGGCGAAAUUUACAUCAAAAAUCAUGAAUACUCUUGAAAGCUUAUACCGUACACCAGAUGAAGCUUCCAAAUCAGCCUCAACAGAAUUGUGGAUACUGUUCGCUAGGGCUUUAAUUUCCAAAAGCCAUGUCAUUGACUUGCAUAAUGCAAACGUAAAGUCUCUUUUACUUCCUCUUACGUGGCCCCGUAUCCACUCGAAUGAAUGUCUUUUUCAUCCUUGGUCUACACUGUUGUCUACAUGGGCCAAACAAGAUUCUUCUAUCGUAGAAAAAGUGUUAUAUCCGCGAGGCGCAAAUGAGGUUGACGCUGUAGAACCGUGUACUCACAUUGUGCUAUCGGCUCUUCGUUCAGAAUUACCCUUGUAUUUUAAAGAAAUCUCUUCGUGGAUCCAAAGCUGGGCAGAAUCAUGGCUAAAGCUUGCCAAUGUCGAAGAGAAUCGACAAAAAUGUUUGAAUUUGCUCGGAAACUUUCUUUCUAUGUUCGUGGACGAAUUGAAAGUUGAAAAAGAACUUGAUUUAUUCAUGGGAGCAGUAAAAUCAUGCUUUCCAGUAAACACCCUUUCCAAAGAAGUGACGGAAAUUCUUAAUGGAAUAUUUGGUCCUCCAUCCGCUGCAGUAAAGGCCCCGAAUGUUCAGAAAUUGCGCAAACAUAAUAAUAUUUGUAAAAUAUUCGCGCCGUUGAUUCAACGGAAUCUACUGACGAAGAACAAGCAAAAAUCUAAACCAUUGGACGAUUUUGUUGUCAUUCAAACACCAGAAAAGAAAAAACGUGUGUUGACGGAGCACCAAAAAGAGGUGAUGCGUGACAAGAGACGCGCAACUUGUGGCGUACCCGCCAUGUAUAAUGAUUUGUCUCAGAGUAGUCAAACUACCGAUUCCAUGGAUACUCAAUCUGUAAAUGAUACUCCAGUUCCAUCUGUUGUUUCUAACGUGACAAUAGUGAGAGAAGAAGAUGCGUUACUUGAACCUCCAGUCAUUUUACAACAAGCAGAAGUGUUGAAUGAAUUGCCCGGCAAUGAAAACCCAGUUGUUGGUCCGGGAAAUUUAGACCAACCAACUUCUGUCAAUGAAUUCUUUAAGAAAGAUUCAAAAUUGAGAAGCAAGGUCAGUGUCACUAUGUGCAAGUUGCCAUCCCGCCGAUCACUUCGUCGAUCCUUGCCUGCUUCAACUGUUUCGUCCCAAUCUCCAUCAUCAACUGAAGAAUGUCCAGAAGCGUUUCAACGCCCUGGACCUGCGUCAAAAAAACGGGGUUUCAAGAAAAAUGCCACUUUUAGUAAACCUGAAGCCAACCGUCAACAAGAAAAUAGCUUGGAAUCCCCUGUGGAAGAAAGUCACAAUAAAGAAAAUGGUUCGAUUGAUUCUGAAGUGAUGCAAAUUUCAAGUUUCCCGUCAAGCUCCUUAGGAAACGUCCAGACAAUCGAAUCUGCAGAUGACGGGGCUAAACUUUCUCACCCUGUAGUGUCAAGCGUGUCUGAUGAGCCGAAUGAUGCAAAAACUUCAUCGGUUGAUACCUGCUCCGAUGAAGGCACAGCUUCCGAAAUCGAAAAGCCCAGCCAUGUUGAGUGUGUGGCAGAAGAACCCAAAUCUGUUAGUGACGCUCUCGUAAAAGAUUGGAUCGACAGUGACGAAAGUGUGGUAGAGGAUAGCACUGUGUCCGAGAAACAAAAAGAGCUGCCAACUGAGAUAUCCCUUGAUUGUAAGGAGGAAUUGAAAGAAAAUUUCUUAGCCGCUGCCGAAGUUGUGGUCGACCAGACCUCCAAUGUGAACAAAGAUGGUGUAGAAGUUUGUCCAACGGAUUCCAACGAACUUACUUCGCAGAGUACUGGCCAGUUAGUUGAAGAAGUGAUGGUCGUGGAUACGAUGCCUUGUACUCGUAUAACUGAACCAUUGAAAACACCGAUCGAUGUUCCUGUAUUAGAAAAUAAUAACACUGAAGGUCUCAUUGGUUCUGCGCAUCCUGAAACCCUUCAGCAGAAAUUACCUUUAGUUCCAUUAAAGAGCUUGAUAAAGUCGUUCAGUUUGCGAACGAAAAAGGGAACUGUUCCCAAGAGUGUCGGCCCGUCACCAACAACUGGAAAACGAGGUGCCCAUAUUCUGGAGCUCUCCCGCAAAAUUCACAAUGAACCUCCUAGCAAAAAGUCUAAGAAAACGGAUUCUCCUCCGAAAGAAAUAGGAGACUCACCAAUUUGUAACACUUCAAUGGGGGAACUUGUGGUAACUCCUGAAGGAUCUCCUGCUCGAACUGCUCCAUGGCUACCGCGCACGUACUCGCCCUACGCUAGUCCUAGCACGGGCAUACUAAAAAAACGUGCCAUAGUAGAAGAUUCUGAAGAGGUAGGAGAAGGUUCAUAUUCACCCGCAUCCAGCGCAUGCAAAGCUCGUCGUGUUAGCUUUGCUGACCCGGAGGUGUCUCAUAGCGUCAAAAUAUCGCCAAUAAAAAAAAAAUUAUCCAGGGCUCGUACACGUCGAUCACUGAUAACAACCUAUGAUAAUUCAUUGAUUAGCGAAGAACCCAGUUUAAAAGAGGAAAUUGAGUCGUCAGUCUCCAUCGAAAAUGCUUCUAAAUGUUUAGAAGAUGCUCCAGCUAAUGAAGUUGUUUCCAUCAGCAAUGAUAGCGUUCCAGCUGAUACCUUGCGCGGCUCGCCCACCACUGACGAACCCUCCCCGGAUUCUUGUUCCCUAGCUAAUGAACAAGAAAGCAGCAAAUUGACAAUAGCCGACAGAGAUGCUACCAACGAAAUCCUUGAGCCACAGGAUAUCGAAGUUCCCGAAGAAAUACAAGAAACAGCUAUUUAUCCAGCAGCUACCGAUUGUAUCGACUCGUUGGCGCUGAUCGUCGAUCGAGUGACGUCGCCGACAUCGAAAGGCCCAAUUUUGACUGUCCUGGAGAAACUUGGUGUUCGCACUAUCGGAGACUUCUGUGCAUUGUCUGAGACUGACAUCAAAGGACUUGAUUUUAAACUUCCUCAACACGAAACAAUCAAACAGUUUCUGGAGAGCCAUUUUGCACGAAAAUCUAUUGCAAGAACAGAUUCUCAAAUAUCUCAUGAAGAAGAAGGUGUCGACAUUGAAGCUAUUAGCCCAACAGAUACCGGAAACGUGGAAUCGGAACCAGUGGUUAACACAGAUGAAUUGGUCAAAUCGCUUGAGGAGCAAAAAGUCGAGGAAUCCAUUAAGACACCGGAUUCUUCUCCAAACGGUCAGAUCAUAGAUGACAGUCCUGAAAUGCUUUUCUCGAGCCACAUGAACAACAAUGAGAAAAACUCUUGCGCCCUAGUAAAUUCUGAGACUACGGAAGUUAGUGAUGAGAUUAUUAGCGAUCUCGGGGAAUCGCAUUCGUGUAGCGAAACCCCAACUUUACUCAAUACCAGUUCUGUUUCUCCGAAGACAAACCCGACCGCAGAUACUAUUGCAAUCUCCCGAAGCAGUGUUCAUGAGGCUGAUGAUCUACUUGGUCUUUCUGCCAAUGAAAUAGUCAACAUUAUCGAGCGCCACCCCUUGAAGGACGAGAUACUUUCGCUGAUCACUAGGAAAUAUGUGUCAUUAUCUUUUACUCUAAACGGAAAGGUAUUCCCCAUAUCGAAUAAUUUUUAAGUUAACUUGAUGUCACAUUUUAAACGAAAACGGAAAAUUCAUAAGCGGAAUUAAACCUCAAAAACAUUCGUUUGUUCAUUUUCCUUGUUUAUAGGUGUAAUACACGAUUUGUAAU